Molecule: messenger RNA, 2729 nt
Organism: Lactuca sativa (garden lettuce)
Lineage: Eukaryota; Viridiplantae; Streptophyta; Magnoliopsida; Asterales; Asteraceae
Source: RefSeq, a predicted model, not a curated record
GUGGGUGAAGGGUGUUAAGGUGGGGGUAGGUAGAGGUGAAUGGGGUGGGAGUGGGUGUGUGUUUAUAUUUUAGAAAAAUUUUUAAUUAGAAAAAUAUAGAAAACAAUGAUUAUCAGUUUUCCAAAAAUUUCCAACCUAUUUGUAAUUUUAGAAAACGGAAAAUUUUCAUUUUCCAUGAAAAAUUUAGAAAAAUAGACGAACUAAACGUGUUUUCAAAAUUCUCAUUUUUCUUGGAAAAUUUUUCCGGAAAACGGCUCAUUUUUCCGCAACUAAACGCACCCUAACAUUUCUUCUUGCACACAAAAAAAAAAAAGUUAUUUUAAAAGAUUUAGAGCAUUGCCCAAUCAUCUUUUUAACUAUUUUUUUAAUUUUUUGGAAAAAUUAAAAAACGUUUCAAAAACCCCCUUAUAAUCGUCUAGUUUCCCCCCAUUAUUUAUUAAAGAAGUAGUAAGCAUGUGCACUCUUCUCUUUUGACCAAUGGAAAACCACAACGAUGAAUCGAUCAAUUUCGGGAGAUCACUGAUAGUACCAAGUGUUCAAGAACUUGCUAAGAAAUCCAUCACCAAGAUCCCACCUCGGUAUGUGCGCCAAGAUCAUAAUCAGAAACCCUUAAGUUGCGUUUAGUUGUGGAAAAAUGGGCCGUUUCCGGAAAAAAUUUCUAAGAAAAAUGAGAAUUUUGAAAACGCGUUUAGUUCGUCUAUUUUUCUAAAAUUUUCACGGAAAAUGAAAAUUUUCUGUUUUCUAAAAUUACAAAGAGGUUGAAAAUAUUUGGAAAACUGAUAAUCAUUGUUUUCCACAUUUUUCUAAUUCCAAAAUUUUUCUAAAAUAUAAACACACACCCACUCCCACCCCAUCCACCUCUACCUACCCACACCUUAACACCCCCCACCCACACACACAUACAUACCCACCACCACACACACACACACACACACCAACCCACAAACACACACACACAUACAUACCCACCCACACACACCCACCCACCCACCCACACACACCAACCCACAAACACACACACACAUACACAUACAUACCCACACACACACCCCCACCCACAAACACACACACACAUACAUACCCACACCCCCACAAACACACACCCACACACACACAAACUCACACCUACCCCCACCCUCACAGACACACAUACCCACACACACACAAACACACACCUACCCCCACAAACACACUCAUUCACACACUCCACCCCCACCCACCCAACACCACCACCACAAUUACCGACCUACCAUCACCAUCACCACCACUAACCCGUCACUAGCACCACCGCCACCGCUGCCACCGCCAUCACCACCACUACCACUGACACAAUUGCCGCCGCCACCACCAUCGCCUGUCAUCACCACCACCGCCACCGACCCGCUACCGUCACCGCCCCCACCCACACCCUACCACCGCUACCGUUUUCUAAAAAUGAAAACCGAUAGAAAAAUACACAUCUAAACACGUUUUUUAAUUUUCUAAAACUGAAAAUGAAAAAUGAAUAAGUUUAACUAAACGCGUUUUCAAAAAUUUUCAAUGAAAAAUGAAAACGGAAAAUGAAAAUCGAAAAGGGAAAACAAAAAACGGAAAAUGAAAAUUGUUUUUCCGUAACUAAACGCAACCUUAAUCACUUCAUCCGACGACACCUCCAAUCUCUCUGUACCUGUCAUUGAUCUUCACACCUUAUUUGCAACCGAUUCCGGAUCUUCGCCGUAUUCUUCUGAGCUCAGUAAGCUUCAUACAGCUGCUAAAGAAUGGGGUUUCUUCCAGGUUAUAAACCAUGGAGUAAGUGAGCCCUUAUUAGAGGAUUUUAAAAGGGAAGUCUUGAACUUCUUCAAGCUUCCAAUGGAGGAAAAACAGAAGCUCUGGCAGGAAGAAGACAAUCAUGAAGGUUUUGGUCAGCUUUUCGUUGUAUCAGAGGAGCAGAAGCUUGAUUGGUGUGACAUGUUUUACAUAACUACCCUUCCACACAAUCUUAGACAAUUUCAACUAUUUCAAAAGUUACCUCCGGUUCUAAGAGAUAAGUUGGAAGCUUACUCUAUGGAAAUAAAAAAGCUAGCAAUGGCUAUCUUAGGUCAAAUGGCUAAAGCUCUAGGGAUUGAUGGAGAGGAAAUGAGUGAAUUGUUUGAUGAUGGGGUUCAGUCGAUGAGAAUGAAUUACUAUCCUCCAUGUCCGGAACCGGAAUCGGCUUUGGGAUUCACUCCUCAUUCCGAUGCCGAUGCUUUAACAAUUCUCUAUCAAUUAACCGAAACAGAGGGACUUCAAGUUCGAAAAGAUGGAAAAUGGGUAUCUGUUAAGCCUCUUCCCAAUGCUUUGGUAGUCAACAUUGGAGACAUAAUGGAGAUCAUAACUAAUGGCGUGUAUAAGAGCAUCGAGCAUCGAGCAAUAGUGCAUUCAAACAUCGAGAGAUUAUCGGUUGCCACAUUUUAUAGCUCGAGUAUGGGUACUGAAUUGGGGCCCGCAAGAAGUCUUGUUGCACAACAUAAUAUAGCAAACUUCCGCCGAGUCCCUCUUGAGGAAUAUUUCAAGGGAUUUUUUGCUCGAAAGCUAGAUGGAAAGUCAUUCUUGGAUUAUAUGAAAGUUGAAGAAUUGAAGAAAAAUGUUACAUAGUUGAAUUGUAGGUUUUGUUGUGUUUUCUGGUUUUAUUUCUUUUUGAAGUAUGAAGCUCCAUUAAAUGAAGCAAAAGGAUAUGGUUAUCAUGAAUGAAGAUUUUAACUUUGCUGAUA